AACCAACAGCGAUUACUCCUCGUCACCUUGACAGCAAGGUUUUCUUCGAACGAGUGUUCCAGCGUUUCAAUGACUUUCGAGAACUUCACCGUGAGAGCAUGUGGUGAUUGGGGAUCCCGCUGUGAAGCAUCGGCUACGGUAUGCGCCGAACAGGGUGGUUUCGGUCAAUGCCUCGUCUGUGAGGACGACCUCUGCAACCAUGCCAGUGGUCUUUUCUCAUUACUAGUUCUAGUUGCCACAUUUGGAAUUCUGUUUUGA
Messenger RNA from Haemonchus placei, 258 nucleotides. NCBI's taxonomy places the organism in Eukaryota, Metazoa, Nematoda, Chromadorea, Rhabditida, Trichostrongylidae. The record is from the annotation of a GenBank genome assembly.